Eriocheir sinensis (Chinese mitten crab) is the source of this 9566-nucleotide messenger RNA. RefSeq lists its product as uncharacterized. Bases 252 to 3407 code for a protein of 1051 amino acids. The record is from RefSeq and is a predicted model, not a curated record. The transcript has 4 exons. Gene Ontology annotation, molecular function: chromatin binding. Gene Ontology annotation, cellular component: nucleus; chromocenter. NCBI's taxonomy places the organism in Eukaryota, Metazoa, Arthropoda, Malacostraca, Decapoda, Varunidae.
GGGGUGCCAUAAUGUUUCGUUCGGGGGAUGAAGGUUCUCCGUGAUGUAUUACCUCACAGCACUUGCCCAGCCGCGUGAGAUUACGUCUGUGGCCCUGAAAGGAAGUGAUGGUUAUGUUAGGUGUAGUGAAGAGGGUGUUUGAGGCGGUGAGUGUGUGCUUGAGGGCGUUGUUGUGAGCGAAGAGCAGCGGGGCGCCGAGCGAAGGCGCGUGGCGGGGUCCUGGCCGCCGCGGCGAGGCCCAGCACAAGAAAAUGGAGGCCCCGCAACCCCUCAGUACUGAUAUAUGUAAGGGCCAAAAACUCAUCGUGACGGUGGAGGACGCCCACCCCGACCUGCUCCUUGUGUCCCAUGAGCAUGGCACUCACAUCUUCCAGGGCGUGCUGCUCGAUUCAGCCAAAGGGAGGAUACCAUGUGGCAUUUACCCACCUGGGGGCCAGUUCCCGCCCCCGCCCCCGAGCAAUGCCGGCCAGCCCCUGGAGGGGGAGGACAAACUGUUCUCGGUGCGGCAGCGACACACCUAUUACCAGCAGGACAGUGCCGACCCCUUGGACACUGGUGUCAAGGCCAAGAAGGGCCUCCAGCUGAGACAGUCCAUUUCCCUCACCCAGAGGUUCAAAAACUCCCGCAUGACGGUGCGGCUGCGGCCCAGACAAGUGUUGUGCUCAAAGUGCCAGUCCAUCUGUAACGAAAAGUCUGAGAACGUGAGUGGGUCUAAGGGCCAGGGUGCCUUGGACCCCCAAGGUGCCGGCAGGCCGGGGAGUGAAUCCCGCGGCAGCAACAGCAGGAGUCUGAGGGACCGGGCCAGCCAGGACCACCAAAGUGCUAGUUCUUCCUCACAAAAGAAAUCAUCAGACAGGAGUUUGGUGCCUAAGCUAGUGAAACUUAAGCCUAGUGAGAUAGAGGCUGCCACCAGCAAGGGUGUCAGCUGCUUACGGAAAAACUCAGGAAGCAAAAAUUCACGGGGUGGCUGUGAUGGUAGUGGAGGCGAUGAGGUGGGGGUGGGGGCCGCCUACGCGGUGUGCGGCAGCAACUUGGCAGGGGACGGCAGGGUGCCAAAGCUAAAACUGUCCACUAACCUGUGUUUAUCAGACUCCAGUGAAGCCAAGAAGAAAGGCCGCAUCCCUAAAAUGACUAUAUCCACCCUCAACUUGGCUCUGUCCUCCUGUGAACUAUCCAAAGAGUAUCCUGAGAGUGAGAGUGGGGAAGCCAAGAGCCAAGGGAUACCAAAGAUGAUCCUCUCCACCGUAGGUCUCGGAGGGGAGGCAGCCGGGGAGAAGAAGGACAAAGAUGGAGGAAGCAAAAACAGGAAACUGGCUGAAUUGGGUGAAUCUCACAUGGACAGUAAAGAGCUUAGGUUAAGGUCAGGCAACGUGCACAAGCUAACCAUCUCGGCAGCAGCAGCAACAGCACACCAGGAGUUUGGGGAGGCUGCCGAGGAUCAUGUUUCCUCAGCCGUCGCGCUGCCCAAACUAACCAUUCUUCCAGUUGUCCCAAAGAAUGAAGAGCAGGAAGAGGUUGAUUCCGGUGACCCCAAGCACCACAAAGCAGGAAAGUUCUCCCUGGAUGACCUGCAGCCAGAGAAAAUGAACUUGAGAAAGAAGAGAUCGCUGGGCUCCAUGGAAGACUUGUGGGACGAGAGUGUGUUUGACGAGGCUGCGAAGAAGCACAAGAGAGAGGAUAUGGAGGGCAGUGGGGCAGAGGGGGACGACAGUCAGUGCCAGAUAGCAGAGGAGGACAAGGAAGGACCUGAGGAGGGUAAGCCCAAGGCAACUCCAGUCCUCAAGAUAUCGUUUGGGCCGGAGGGGAAAGGAACGGUUCUCAAGAUUCCUUCCAAGAGCACCGUGGUAACCAUGAACACCUCUGAGGGGGACACAGAGGAGGAGAUAACCAAGAAAUGCAAAGACAUGAGUGCCAAAGCUGCCAAGAAGGCCCUAAAGAAGGCUAAGAAGGAGGCACAGAAGAAGACGGUGCUGGGCAGUGCGUCGCCGGCGUACAUGGUGGGGGGAAUGUCGCCAAGGUUUGGUGGAAUGUCGCCGCUCAGACUAGGAGGCAUGUCUCCGGCCAGGCUGGGGGGGUUCUCACCGGCGAGGUUUGGCGGCACCUCCCCGGCGCGGUUCGGAGGUAUGUCCCCGGCCAGGGCUGCGGCUGUUGACCUCUCCACGCGGGACUUGCCCCCCAAGAAGCACAAACACAAAGUCAAGCAUAAAAAGAAGCACAAGGAUGAGCGUCGCCACAAGUCGCCUGAAGAUAGCAAGGGCCAGGUGGAGCUGCAGGACGAACAGAAGGACAGCGACACACUCCUGCUGGACCCCACGGAGGCAGACAUUCCCGUUGAGAACAUCACCCCAGACGUACAGUGGAACUCCUCCGAGAGAGCCGAGUACCCCGCAGCCACGUCGCCUCACAGCCUCAGCCAGCCGUCAUCAGUCAACUCCCAGGCGGCCGUGGCCAGCCCAGGCAUCCCCCUCCAGCCCUCCCGACACAAGCUCUCCAUCUCCAUCAAGCGGGUGAGCAAUGCGAGCUACGUGGCCUGUGACUCCAGCCACUCGGACGGGGAAAGAACCUCCACCCCCACCCCCACGAGCCUCACCCUCCCCGACGAAGACGAACCCGCCGAUAAGCCACUCGACACACAGGACACGGACACAUUCCCGGACCCUUCGCUGACCCUUGCGGCAGAGUCGGAGGAGUACGGGAAGCUGGCUCCUCUGGAAAUGCCGGACUCCUAUAAGGUGGAGGGUGCCAGGCUGGAUAACCCGGCCGUGGACCCACAAGAUGAACAAAACCAGGCUCUCCUGCGGGCCGCGUACGCCAUGGAGACACCCGAGCCCUCCCUCCCGGGCAGUGACUCUCCCAGCAGUGACGACACAUGCAAUGGAGCCAUACCGGACUUCCCGAGCAGCGCCCCAAACAUCGGAGACACGGAGGAGGAGCAGAGUGCGGCCCUCCUGAUGAAGCUGAGCUGGAAGGAGGUGGAGCAGUGUGAGGUGGACAACGGCCGGGUGAUGGCCAUUGGGGACGUGGUCUGGGGCAAGAUUCAUGGCUUCCCGUGGUGGCCGGCAAAGGUGAUGGCCAUCAGAGUCCUGCUGGAAGGGAACGGUGACGUGCGAUGUCAGCAGGCACACGUCAGCUGGUACGGCUCCUCCACGUCCUCCCUCAUGCCCGCCAACACCCUGCAGCCCUUCCUCCAGAUGUUUAAGAUGCGUUACAACAAACGUAAGCGCGGGCCCUACAGGGAGGCCAUCAAGCAGGCCACAUGUGAGGCUGAGCAGAUCCUGGCCAGCGACCUGCCACACCCAGAGAUUGUCGGGGAGCAGCAGCAGCAACAGCAGCAGGCGCAGCCGCCGCCCCAGGCACCGGAGAACCUGCUGGGUGCAUCCCCGAGGGAGGUGGAUGUGGUCAGUUGAGGCCAGUGCCAGGGCCAGGCGGCACCCUGCCCGGGAGGUGGAGAAGCUUUAAAACAUAACCUGACUAUGUUAAUGUUAUGGAAUACUACUUGUCUCCAUUGCAGUGUAGUUAUAAGGAGCAAUGCUGUGCUGCAGCAGGGAGGGAGCCAGUGCUGCAAGCAGUCCCGACGUGAUGGAUUAUGUGUUCAGUAACAUUUACUGGAAUUAUUGUUCACAAUAUGUAAUUUAGAUAUAUGGUGCUGUUGAUGAUGCAGAAAGUUGAUGUUGUACUUAGUUAGGGUGUGUUUAAGAGGGAGGCUGAGGGAGCCAGGCAUGCAGGUGUCUAUGAAGGGUUCACAGAGGAGCGUUGCCGUCUGCAUGUGAGCACGGCAGCGCAGCAUUGGGUACAUGUACGGCAGUCUGCUACCAUUUAUAUAAAAUUUCCAAAUACUUAGUAUGAUUAAGUAAAAGACAAUUAGGUUCAUGAUAAGGUAUCAUAAACAGUGGUUAGGUGUUGAUGGUCAAACAAUUGUAUAUUUUUUCACCUUUGCUAAAGUUACAAAACCACGUCAUUGAGGAAAACUUUGCCAUUGAUCGUAGCUUAACGUUGUCCUUCAGACCAGCUCUCCGCCACGUCUUGCUCUGCUGCCCCAAGCUUCAUAGGAGGAUGCAGCACAGCAAAGAUAAAGUUAAACACCAGGUGGGGAGCUUCUUGUUUGUCUGCACGAAGGAACCAAACAGCUUAGGCUCAGACGGGUAUGUACAGUCCACGGCGAGGGUCACGUUGCCUCUCGCCACAAGCAGGAGUCGUUGGCUGGCAGCAUUCUAAGCUCAUGUCUUCAAAAGUUUCAGAGGACCCAACCCCACAAAGUGUAGCAGCAGUGUUAAUCCUCUUGAGAAUGUCCCCAAGCCAUGCCUCCUCUAAUCCAGAUGUUCCCGCCUAUGAUUAUGUGCAAUUAUUUAACGUGGCUUGUACAUCCACACCGAGCGUCCUCCCAACCCUGUGGUACCGAUCCUCUCAGCCGGCGUUGUGUUGGAGUGUGACUCAGCCUUCUCACGGGCCCUCAAUUCUGUUUUUCCAUUUCAUUAUCAUUCAUUUUUUUCCAACCUGACAAAAUCCUCAAAAAACUCAUCCGUGCACUCCUCUUUCUGCAUUCCUCUUCCUUUUAUACCGGAUUUUCUUUUUCACAGAAUCCACCACCACAGCAUCGUCCAUUGCAAUAGACUACUCACUCAUCAUCAUCGUGGAAGUUUUCAUUAAAUUGCUAACCACGGCACAAAGGUUAUUGUUGACGCACAGUUCUGGCCGUUUGACUGACCAGAACUUCCUCAGCCACUUGACAGUCACUCUCUCAUGGACUGUCAUAGUUAAGGAAAUUUUAUUAACAAUAGACUAUAGCCUCAAAGCCCUUAACAGAUGAAUGUACGACAGAGCAGAACACAACCUGACAACCACACACACACACACACACACACACACACACACACACACUCACACACACACACACACGAUGCAUUUACUGUAACCGUAUAUUCUCAGGUAUGCUUAUGAGUUGGAAAAGUACUCUAGGGGAAGAUUGGUUCAUUAAAGGAAUUAUAUUUUCAUAGAUGAAACUUUGUUGUUUUUCAGGAACAGCCCCGCUCAGAGGAAGGAGUGUUAAGUAACUCUUGGGAUGUAAUGGACCAGUUGACGAUUGUUUUCUCUUUCGGUUUAGUGUUUGGAUGAUAAAUGUUGUGAAGUGUCCCAUGACUCACUUCAUUUGACAAACCAAAGUAAAGAUUUGGAGGUCUGGGCCUUCAAAGCUGUACAGACAGUUGACGGCAGCGCAGACCUCCAGUGCGAUGUUAUAAGCCACCAAGCCCGGUCAUACUAAUUAGUCAUAUUAUUAUUAUUAUUAUUAUUAUUAUUAUUAUUAUUAUUAUUUUUAUUAUCAGCUGCAGUAAGAGUAAAUAAGUAAUAGAAUGACUAUAUUGCUGUGCAGUAUAUGGUAUAGUAUGUUGGUUAACUACUCCUACUACUUCUAUUCUGCUACAGUAAUACACUAGUGGUUUCUAGUACUAUCAUACAACUACUGCAGAAAUAGUAUAGAAGUAAAUCAGACUAAUUCACUAGUAGUAGUAAUAAUAGUUGAAGUAGUACUAAUAGUAGCAGUAAUUAAUAUAGUAACAGUAUAGGUAAUAGUAACACUAAUAAUAGUAACAGUAGCUAAUAUAAUUGUAGUGUUAGUAAGAGUGAUCGCAGUGACUGGACAGUGGAAUAGUAAAGCAUUCAUAAGUGUUUUUACAUGUUUGCUCAUUUCUUCAUUGCUGCCUCCCCAUGAUGCAAGUCUUUCCCAUGAUUCAUGUUCGACCCUGAGCCUGGGAGGGGAGCCGACAGAGGCCCGGCGAUGGCAGCUACACACCCACGCUGCCGGCCUCCUUGGGUCAUGGUGGUGGUGGUUCGUGACAUCACAGCCAAGGUGGUGCAGAUUUUUAUUUAUUUAUUUUUUUUCACUUGCUCAUUAUAUUGAAAUUCUUGUUGUGUUAGAUUGAAUAUUGACAAAGCGAUGCAUACUAAAAGGGAAAUAUUCUAUACAAUCGUCAACACGUCCAUUGUCAUCCAGAUUAUGAAACUCAUCGACACUUUUCUUAGCCUAGAGUGACUGACAGUAAUCACCCAAUGAACUGAUUAUUGCAAAUAGGAAGAUAUAUCCAGUAUUUUUUAUAAUUCAUAGUCAGUAAUGUCAAUUUUCCUGUAACACAUUGCAGGGUUGUCUCCUUAGCUUACUGUUAUCUCAUAAAUAGUUGGAAAUAUAGGUCAGUAUUGUAAGACUUUCGCUUCCCGCAUCAGCUAAUUCUAAUGGUCAACGAGGGGAUCAGUCAGGUUCUAAUGCGUGUUUCUUGAGGUUCACGGUACAGAAGAAGGGUCAAACUACCACCAGGGUCGUGAAACUACUCCUGGAAAUCCCCACAACUCCUACGAAAGCCUUGUCAAAUAUGUGUUUUUGGGCGGCGAAAUGUCUUUUAAUACGACUCUUACUCUAGCCACAUAAUAAUGACAGAAACAAGUAACGGUGACGACACACUGGAGGACUCGCCGUGUGUGCAUCGAAGGAUCAUAAGAGUCGUGUAACAUUUACUCUGCAAGGGUCACUGUUUGAUGCUCCAUGAUCGUGUCUCGUUAGUCAGCCCGAGACUUCUAUACCCAAUACUUACGAUGUGAUCCUUGUAAAUGCCUAGGCGAGUGUAGCCCAUCAGUGUGUAUGAGGGAGCAGCGGGGGAGUUCCUGGAAUCUCAACGUGCAUGCCAAGCUCUUCCCCGCCAAGCACCGUUGCCAGAUUGUCAUACUCAGUCUUCUAUGUUUCCCGAUUUCAGGCCACAAAACUGCAUCCUCGACCCCAAUAACUGCCUUCAUAUAUAGUUAUUGUUAAAAUGGUUAAUUACUGGUGUUCUUUGGCAAUAGCUAUGGCUCACAAACAGGUAAACACGAGGCUCUGAGUACGAUAAUCGGGCAACGAUGCCACCAAGAGCUUUCCUGCCCCUCGUUUGAUCAUUUUGUACGUGUCAAAUCAGUGACGCACCAGAACCUACACCAGACUGCAACUGUGUUUGAGAAUUCUGUGUUUUGUGAGCUCCUACGAGUCACAAGAUGGCUAAGAAUGGUUGCUCUGCGUGUUUGAGCUAUCCAGGAGUGUUGUGGAUAUAUACAUUGCAGUGGGAUGUUGAGUCAAAGGUAUACAGUUGAACGUGAUGUGAGCGCUGUGCAAGCAAGCAGCGUUAUAAUCUAUGUCAAGUGGAGUCUGGAGGAGAGGACGAGUAGGAUUAACAGCCAUAUAGAUUUGUACAUUGUAGCCAAAUGUUAUAUAGCAUCUUCCAUAUUUUUUUUAGUAUUGUAAAUAUCACACUUUUUCACAUUAUUGUUGUAUACAUAUCAUAUAUAUUGUUUGUCCCUACUUCCUGAAAACUACGGUAGACUUUCUCCUCAUCCCCACGUCAUUAUUUUCUGCAGACAAAACUUUGCAAGACAUACAGUGAUGUAACAAGCAGGGUAUUACUCCUUUAGACCUCAUUGUUGACAUGCAAGCCUCUCGCUGCUUCUGGCCAGACUGUUAGGUGGCCCUGGAAGCCCCUGUCUCUGCCCUGCCCCUUCCCUAGCAUCCUUCCUCCCCCCUCCCUGUCAUGUAACCUUUGGGGUGACCGCUGGCCCUGUAGACUUGUGAAUAUUAAAAUGUCUUGAUGUUUUCUAGUUGUGCUUCAGUAACUGCGACACGGCUCACUGUGUUGUAGAGGCGACAGAGACAGCCGCCGCCAGGUCUACUGUUGAGGCCACCCCAUCCCCUACCCCACCCCCUGGACCCAUCCUGCCAGUCCCCCCUAGAGAGUACAUGAGAAAGCAGUGCAUGACCCUCGGCCCCACAGAAUGGCCCUUCCCCGUAAAUUCAAGCAAAUUCCCAAGUAUUUUUGUAUAGUUUUAAUACAGAAUCUCUCAGCUGCGUUGCCAGGAGGCUGUGAGAUGUUGGUGGGCCGGCACGUGGCCAGCUUCACGGCCCUGCCAGGCACCUGUGUUUGGUGGCUGGGAGGGCCAACGCCUGACAGGUUUUCUCUAUUUUUACCAUCUUUCUCUUUACGCUGCAGAUGGUAAGGAAGGACUCAGUGCUGUAUUAUUCGGUUUCUGUUUUCUUACUUGUACAGUUUUCUAACUUAGCUGGAGUAAUGAGGGAAGAUCUUUUGUAUUUGUCUCCAGGAAGACGUAUUUAAUAACCAGAGACGAAGAGUUGGCGUCAAGAUGUGCAUUACUUGCUGUUUGUAUUGUAUUUUGCAGGAAGUUUUUAAUGCUGUAAAAUUAUUGUGCUCAGAUUAAUAUAGUCUCAGGUUUUAGGAGGGAAACAACCAAAGACUGUGGCAAACAAAACAAUAUGAAAUUAUACUUGAUAGAUUUGCUUCAGAUAUUUUGUGACGGCCAAGUUUACAGAUACGGUCGUCCCUCAAAUAGUACAGUUUCCAAUAGUUUGGUUUCGGCUUUAUACGGAUUGUCAUAGAAGAUUUUUUAAGGAUUUUUAAAUUUCCUGCUUGUCGGAAAAUUUAAAAAUCCUAAAAAAAUCUUUAUGAAAAUCCACAUAAAACCAAAACCGUACUAUUUGAGGGACGACCGUAUUGCCAUUAUGAACAAUUAUGUUAUGUAACCAUUUGCAGUUCUCACAGAAGCACUCAUGAAUUGUUCUCCUGCACACACAUCUCUUCUUUAUCUUCUAACAUUAAUAGAGAAUAUAUAUUUUUAAUACAGUACUCCUCAUGACUGCUUUCAGUUAUGCAAUGGGCAAAACUACUUCAUACACUAAUGUAAUAGCAGUUAGAUAUAGCUUUGUGUUGAGGAUGGUCAGGUCGGUAUCAUAAGACAUUUUCGCUUCUCAAAUCACCUAUUUCUAAAGGUCAAAGGGGGGUCAGUCAGAUUUUAAUGAGUGUUUCUGUAGGUUCAUGUUACAGAAGAUGGGUCACACUACCACCAGGGUCAUAAAACUACUCCUGGAAAUGCCCACAACUCCUACGAAAGCCUUGUCAAAUGUGUGUUCUUGCCCACAACUCGUAAGAAAGCCUUGUCAAAUGUGUGUUCUUGCCCACAACUCGUAAGAAAGCCUUGUCAAAUAUGUGUUCUUGAGCAACGAAAUGUCUUAUAAUACGACCCUCAGUGUUUGCCGGCAACACUCACAGGAGGUGUUGUGGCGCGCUGACUCCUGAGUUUACUGUAGACAUUGCUUUGAUGUGUGAGGAAGGACGAAGAGUAACCACUAAGGAAAAACACUUUAUUUUCGCAUCUGUAACUUAACUACUUUGUGUUAUUGGAUUUUACUCCAAGGAAUAUUUAUGCAUGUUAUUUUGAUUAAGAUCAGUAACGGUAUCAUGUCGUCACCCUCAUAAAAUAAUUGCCUAAGUCAUUUUUCAGCGAUAUCCAGGUUUUUGUCUGCAAUUUUUCAACAUGACGCCCAUUUUUGUAUAGUUGCCUUCGUCAUUCAGGGUUUGAGUGUUAUAGAAUUGGCCUUUUCAUUCCUGCCUAAAUCUUAAGACAAAUGAGAUAAUGACAGUUCUUUUAUGAUUUCCUGUAAAGAUAUUGACAGUUCUUUCAUGAUUUCCUGUAAAGAUAUUGACAGUUCUUUUAUGAUUUCCUGUAAAGAUAUUGACAGUUCUUUUAUGAUUUCCUGUAAA